This is a messenger RNA of Heteronotia binoei (common prickly gecko), 2780 nucleotides long. RefSeq names its product RUNX family transcription factor 1 (gene RUNX1). NCBI's taxonomy places the organism in Eukaryota, Metazoa, Chordata, Lepidosauria, Squamata, Gekkonidae. Gene Ontology annotation, biological process: hemopoiesis; neuron differentiation; regulation of transcription by RNA polymerase II. The transcript has 8 exons. Bases 200 to 1624 code for a protein of 474 amino acids. The record is from RefSeq and is a predicted model, not a curated record. Gene Ontology annotation, cellular component: nucleus. Gene Ontology annotation, molecular function: DNA-binding transcription factor activity, RNA polymerase II-specific; ATP binding; RNA polymerase II cis-regulatory region sequence-specific DNA binding.
GGUUGUGUGAAACACUUUUGGGGCCUCAUAAACAACCACAGAACCACAAGUUGGGUACAGAGGCAGUCACACAAGAGCAGGUCCGGGAUAUUGGUCAGCAGGCAGGGCGAAUCAUUUUGACUGCAAACCACAAGAGUUUCGCAGAGUGGUAAAAGAAAUCAUAGAUCACCCCUUUUAAAAAGUUUUUAAAGAGAAAACCAUGGCUUCAAACAGUAUAUUUGAGUCAUUUCCUUCUUACCAGCAGUGCUUCAUGAGAGAUACCAGCACCAGCCGCCGCUUCACGCCGCCCUCCACCACUCUGAGUCCGGGCAAGAUGAGCGACACGCUCCCGCUGGUCGGCCAGGAGAACAGCAGCGGCGCCCUGGUGGGGAAGCUGAGAAGCGCAGACCGCAGUAUGGUGGAGGUCCUAGCCGAUCACCCCGGAGAGCUCGUCCGCACCGACAGUCCCAACUUCCUCUGCUCUGUCCUGCCCACCCACUGGAGGUGCAACAAGACUUUGCCCAUCGCCUUCAAGGUGGUAGCCUUAGGAGAUGUUCCUGAUGGGACUUUGGUCACAGUAAUGGCUGGAAACGAUGAAAACUAUUCUGCAGAACUCAGAAAUGCUACUGCUGCAAUGAAAAACCAAGUGGCUCGAUUCAAUGACUUGAGAUUUGUGGGUAGAAGUGGGAGAGGGAAGAGCUUCACUUUGACCAUCACAGUCUUCACAAAUCCACCACAAGUAGCUACAUACCACAGAGCCAUCAAGAUAACAGUGGAUGGACCGCGAGAGCCAAGAAGACACCGUCAGAAACUAGAUGAGCAGACAAAGCCUGGGAGUUUGUCCUUUUCAGAGCGUCUGAGUGAACUGGAGCAAUUGCGUCGUACAGCUAUAAGGGCCAGCCCACACCACGCAGCCCCCACACCUAAUGCAAGAGCUGCCUUGAACCACACCACUGCUUUUAACCCUCAGCCUCAAAGCCAGAUUCAGGAUACAAGGCAACUUCAGCCAUCUCCCCCUUGGCCUUAUGACCCAUCUUAUCAAUAUCUGGGACCACUUGCAACUCCAUCGGUGCAUCCAGCAACACCAAUUUCACCUGGAAGGGCUAGUGGAAUGACAUCCCUGUCUGCUGAACUUUCCAGCCGACUGACAAGUGCUUCUGACCUAACAGCAUUCAGUGAUCCACGAGUAGGAAUUGAUCGUCCUUUCCCUGCAAUUCCUUCAAUAUCUGAUCCUCGCAUGCACUAUCCAGGAGCAUUCACCUAUACUCCAACACCUGUCAGCUCAGGAAUAGGAAUUGGUAUGUCUGCCAUGACCACUGCUACCAGAUACCACACUUAUCUACCGCCUCCAUACCCAGGUUCUUCUCAGGCUCAAGGUGGCCCAUUUCAGACCAGCUCCCCCUCUUAUCAUCUCUAUUAUGGAACAUCAGCAGGAUCAUACCAGUUCUCCAUGAUGUCUGGCGGAGAUCGGUCCCCUCCACGUAUUCUUCCUCCUUGCACUAAUGCUUCUACAGGAUCUACUCUCCUCAACCCCAAUCUUCCAAAUCAAAAUGAUGUUGUAGACACAGAAGGUAGCCAUAGCAACUCCCCUACUAACAUGGGAACCACAGCAAGGCUAGAAGAAGCAGUAUGGCGACCAUAUUGAAAAAGUUAUUAGUAAAGAUGGUCGUGGACUAAAAUGUUUUAUCUGCUGAUAUCCAUGGUUUCUUUGUGAAUGUCUGUGGGCACUGCCAUGUUUCUACAUUGCUCUGAAAAACAAUCAGGCCAGAAGUCAGUGUUUCCAGGAAUGGUAUCACAAUGUUAUCCAAUAGAUUUCAGUCAGUGAGGUGAUAACAUUCCAGAAAAGUAUACUUAUCCAAGGACUGAACUUCUGAAAACGAGAGCAUUUAAGAUGGCAGUACUCACUCACUUUGUCUAUAUAUAUAUGGAGAAAAGUAGAUCUCUGUGUUUCCAGAACUGGAGACUUCAAACACAGGUUUGGAGCACAUCAAAGCCUGUAAAGAGUGUUUUGUUUGACAUCUGAUUUGGAGACUUAAAGCCUAACACAAUCUCAGUGAUCUUAAUUGACAUGAGAGUUAAAAAGAAGUAUAGGAAGAUUCUCAGAGAGAAACUGUGAAUGCUUCUGAUUUAGCAAUGCUGUGAAUGAGAGGUUUUAUAUCCUGGAAUUAUUUUUUUUAACCAAGUUGUAUAAUCCAAAGAGUAUGGGAAUUCUUUCUUGUUUUUAUUUUUUUAGGAUGCGACUAAUCCUUUUUUUGCAUAUCAUUUUUUGUUUCCUUUUUUGGCACCUUAAAAUUUCCAAAAAAAGAUUUAAUCUUUUUUUUAAAAAAAACAUGCUUGCUUUUCUUGUAUUUUGUCAUCUGAAGGCAUAAAUCCUCCCACUUUUCCUGGGGGGGGGAGUAAUUUAAUUCUUCAUUUAAUAUAGAAGAGCAACAGCCUUGAGUCCUUUUCAACUACUGAAAAUGUAUAUGAUGAGUUACUCAAUAUUUAUGCUCACCAUUGAAAAAAAAUUGUGUGAUACCUUUAUUAUUUAAUUAUGCUUAAAGAUAAGCACAUGCAUUUUUGUAGCAACCAAAGUUUAAAAUUAUCACAUAUAAAAUGGCUGGAAUAAUUAUGGGUAAUGUGAUUUUUAAUUAUUUAGAAGUAUUGUUUACAUUUAGCUCCAUUUCACUUUCAUCACUCAAUAUCCAAUGAAGUCCUUUUUCUCCAUUUUGAAAUCUCAGAAUUAUUUUAUAUGCUAGUAUAACAGAAAUAUAUUGGUGUCUGUGUGUCUCAGUUUUAUAAAAGAAGAACUUUGCACCAAA